Messenger RNA from Homalodisca vitripennis (glassy-winged sharpshooter), 1901 nucleotides. Its product is annotated as facilitated trehalose transporter Tret1-like. The record is from RefSeq and is a predicted model, not a curated record. The transcript is spliced from 2 exons. Gene Ontology annotation, biological process: transmembrane transport. Gene Ontology annotation, molecular function: transmembrane transporter activity. Bases 1 to 1386 code for a protein of 461 amino acids. NCBI's taxonomy places the organism in Eukaryota, Metazoa, Arthropoda, Insecta, Hemiptera, Cicadellidae. Gene Ontology annotation, cellular component: membrane.
AUGGUUUACAGCAUCAAGUUCGCUGAAUAUGCAGGAUUCUUCCGUCAACUCCUGGCUGGUUCUGCUGCAAGUCUGGGUGUUCUAACAUGUGCGUUUCCUUAUGCUUGGCUGACUCCAAUUCUUCCCCAGCUCCUGAGCCCUGACAGUGAGAUUCCGAUGGAUACAGAAGGAGUAUCUUGGAUGCUCAUCAUGCCAGAAUUCGGGACCCUGAUCAGUGCUCUGCCAGCUGGCUUUCUAGCAGACCGUAUCGGACGCAAGACUGUGAUAUUAAUUUCAGCACCAAUAUUCCUUAUCGGAUGGAUAUUUAUCCUAUACACCAAGAGUCUACUGAUAAUAAACAUUGCCAGAGUGUUUCAAGGACUAGGCGUGGGCAUAAUUUACACUGUGAUGCCCAUGUAUUUGGGAGAAAUAGCAAGUCCUAAGUACCGUGGAGCUAUUACAAGCAUUUUCUACUUCUUUUGGUGGUUUGGCUACCUUUUUGAAUACAUUUUAGGACCAAUGUUAUCAUAUUUCAACUACACGUUAGCGACUGCAUCCAUAAACAUCUUUUUCUUCAUCGCCUUUAUAUUUCAGCCCGAAAGUCCUUACUAUUACCUCAUGAAGAAGAAAGUAAACAGUGCUCAUAAAUCACUGACUUGGCUACUCCAAAGCAAUGAAGAUGAGGUUGACAAAGAGUUAGAACGAAUGAAGAAAUGUGUCGAAGAGGAUCAACAAAGGAAAGUGGUCUGGAAUGAAUUGGUGGCUACUCCCACAGAUAGAAAAGCACUUUUGAUUUUAUUAAUUGUCGGCUUCUUAAGGUUAUUCUGUGGGCUUAUUGCUCUCUCCUCUUACUCAACAGAGACAUUAAAAGCAGCUGGAGAUUAUUUCAUGAUUUCUCCCGACAACUGUACCAUUAUUAUAGGAAUAAUGAUGGUGAUAGGUAGCAUUGGAAGCUUUUUUACUCUUGAUGUUUUUGGUCGUAAAUCAUUACUGUACUUCUCUUGUUCUCUCUCUGCAAUUUGCAUGUUCAGUGCAGGUACGUUCUACCUCUUGAAGUCUCACUCUUCUUUAGAAAUGACACCUUACAGCUGGAUCCCUCCUGUAGCAUUUACAAUUCUUGCAGGAGUUUCGGUUGUAGGUAUUUUCCCUGUCAACAUUGCCUAUGCAUCUGAACUAUUCACUUCUAAUACAAGAGGAAUGGCAUCUAGUGUAUUCUCGUUUUACGCUACUAUCUUAGGUAUAUUUGUUCUGAAGUUUUAUCUUACACUGGCAGAUUUGUUUGGGGAAUUUGUUAACUUUUAUAUUUACACAGCAGCCUGUAUCAUUGGUGUAUUUCUAACGUGGUUUAUAAUGCCAGAAACUAAAGGAAAAACAUUUGAAAGAAUAAGACACGAGCUUGAAAGAUGAUUAAGUUAAAAUUAGAAGUUGUGUGUUUGAUAAAGUCUCUACAAUAGGUAUAGUCUAGAGAUCCAAUUUUCAUCGUAUGAACACUCAUAUAAAAUUUUGCCAAAAUCGAAUGAGGAAUACUUCAAAAAAGUCGAUCUUUAACCUCUGUAGUUUGUGUGGAGGUCAAAGUGGGAGAGUUUCACGAGCAUUAAGACUAACAUACAAUUUUUUAAACCAUAUUUUAAGCUUGGCACUUUUACAACUAACCGCCAGACAUGUAAAUACUACUUGUAUUGCCGUUAGGUAACAGGUUAAAGAGACUGAAGCUCGUCAUUUUCAGCCAAAUAUUCAGCCAUUUAUUUGUGUAUCUGACUUAGUUUUAUGUGUGUCUAGCUAAACAAAUCAGAUCUGAAAAAGUAAUUAUAUUUAACCAUUUUAAAAUCUAGUGUGGCUGAUGAUCAGCUUUCAUAAAAGUUAUGUGUCAUAAAUUGCUUAGUGAAUUAGGAUUUUAGUGAAUUAUAACAUGUGCACAGAGA